AUGCCUCCCACCACCUCAAUUCCCCGUUUCCUGCUUCCGAAGCGGGGUCUCAUCUGGAGCAAAUCCUCUGCCACCUUCCAGAUAAUCCGGCAUGCAUCCAAAGCAGCGAAAGGCAAACCAGCAAAGAAAGCUCCACAGCCAAUACUGCUCGAGAAGCCAGCAAAGUUCAACCCGCCCAGUCACCCAGCUAGGAAAUGGACGGCACCGAGACAAUACCCAGGUCGCAAUCUGAGCAAGGAGGAGGAGGCUACCAUGAAGACUAAACAGUAUCCAAAGAUGAUGCCACCGCCGGGGACGUUUAUGCAUUGGUUUUUGCACAAUAAGAGUAUACAUUUGUAUAUCACUCUUGGCACGCUCUCAACCCUAGCCUUUACAGUCUGGUUCACAAACUUCCAACGCAACUCCCCCUUUGCACACAUGCUACCGGCCGGCUCGCAAUUCUUCCUCCAUCCCAUCGCCUACACGCGCACGUUUUUUGAAGUUCUGAAACUCACCAGUGAUUACAACACCCAGGAGACGAUUGAGCGCAGGAGAGCUCGUGUAGAAGAUGUUGCGAAGAGGGAUGCGUAUAGAAAGGCGCAUGGAAUGGAUAAGCAGCAGGGCUUUGGCGGCUGGACGGCGAAGAGCGAUGAUGAGGUUUUGGGGAGUGGGAUGAGAAUCGGGGAUGGGAAGAAGGCAGAGGUUGGGGGUGGAUGA
Lachnellula hyalina is the source of this 696-nucleotide messenger RNA. RefSeq lists its product as uncharacterized. The record is from RefSeq and is a predicted model, not a curated record. Bases 1 to 696 code for a protein of 231 amino acids. Lineage: Eukaryota; Fungi; Ascomycota; Leotiomycetes; Helotiales; Lachnaceae. The transcript is spliced from 2 exons.